UUCUCCCUCUGACGUAAACCAGAAUUCUUUUAGAUCACAAAAGGUCGUUGGAUCGAUCCCCCACCGGCUUCCAUGCGCAGGAAUGAAGAAGAUGAUGGAAGAUGAUGAUCAUCAAAAGGAGAAUUCAAAGAUCAUCUUUCCAAUUCUGAUUCGGAUUUUGCCGUACUUUUCAUCUAUCUUCUUUUGAUAUACGGUUGAGAGAUUGAAAACCAUAUAUAAAUGUCUUUGGUGGAUCCAUCGACUGGACGUGCAUUCAUAUGGAUCAUCACCGUGUUUCUCUUUUUCUGCAUUCUCUCCGGUGGCGGUUGCCUUGUGAUGUACAUGAUCCUACCUGAGACCGAAACCACCGCGUGGUUGCCGAUGGUCGGCCUCUCCUUAGUCUGCCUUCCUUGGUUUUUCUGGAUCUUAACUUUCUUCUACAGGGUCAUAUCGCGUGCUUGCGGUUUUAGGGUCUCCCUCGGCGUUGGGGUGGUCGACGGAGGCGCAGGGGUUGCCAAUGCAUCAUCGGAAUCCCCUCRAGGACCGGGUAUCGAUAAUGAUGAUGAGGAUGGCCAUGGUGGUCUUGGUGAUCAAAAGCGAAACAGUACUUCAUCCUCCCGCAACUCAGCAGUAUCUCGUGAAAGCGAAAUGCCAUUGGCCAUAACAAUGGCAUCUUAAAGCUAAGCUAGCUAGGCAUUGCAAAAACUUGGCUCCCAAUUGAAGAUUUGGYCAUGGAGGAAGAAUUAGUCAGAAUGAAAUCUCCCAACUAGAAUUUCGAAUUUCCUCCUGCUUGAAAUGGAAUACAACACAUGCAUUCUACCGAAAAAUGAAUGUUGAUCUUUCACGAGUGUAUAUAUUGAUAGAAAUGUUGUUUAUGUACAUCGGUCUGAAUCCAAUUCUGCUCCUUAAUCAAUCACCCUUCGGAUAUAGAUAGAUGGUCAAUGAUUUUAA
Momordica charantia (bitter melon) is the source of this 930-nucleotide messenger RNA. RefSeq lists its product as uncharacterized. Lineage: Eukaryota; Viridiplantae; Streptophyta; Magnoliopsida; Cucurbitales; Cucurbitaceae. The record is from RefSeq and is a predicted model, not a curated record.